AUAUGCCUUCAUUCUCUGAGCACGACCUUGUCUACGAAGACGGCGGCAAGACGCUGCAUUACCUCACCGCCGGCCCCGAGGAUGGCGAGCUGAUGGUCUUUAUGCACGGCUGGCCCGGCAUUGGCAAGACCUGGCACAAUCAGCUCACCGAUUUCUCAAAAAGAGGCUUCAAGGUUGUUGCUCCCGACAUGCCAGGAUAUGGCGGAUCUACAGCUCGCAAAGUCGCCUCCGACUAUGCUCAGGAACAAGUCAUCAAAGCCAUGUUGACUCUUCUGAAGCAUCUCGGACGCAAUCAAGCUAUCUGGGUUGCGCACGACUGGGGAUGUGGUACCCUCUGGACUCUCGCAAGAACUCAUCCUGAAGUCUUCAAGGCCGCUUGUGGCAUGACUGUACCCUACGGCGUCCUUGAACUUGGUCUGGACGAAGCCCUCAAAUAUGUCAAUCGCGAUAUCUACCCUGAAGAUCAAUAUCCGUGGGGGCAGUGGUCCUAUCAGGCCUACUACGAGCAAGAAUUCGAGAAAGCUACAGCCUGGUUCGACAAAGACCCUCGUGGCUUCUUGAAAGCUGGCUUUACCAAAGGCAAUCCUAAGGGCGUUGGCAAGCCUGGUCCAUUGUCACGAACAGUCGAGGAUGGAGGUUGGAUGGGAGGCGCCGAAAAGCCUAUACCUGCUAGUAUGAUUCCUGAUGAAUACGUUACUAUCGACAAGGAGACACUCGACGAGCUUGUGGCCGCGAUGGAAAAGACUGGCUUCUGGCCUGGCAAUGCUUGGUAUAUGAACCACAAGGCGAACCGGGCUUUUAAUCUGGAAAACCAGAAGAACAAUGCGCACUUGAAGUUCCCGGUUCUCUUCAUCGAAGCUGGAUAUGACACGGUCUGUGACACAGUCAGCUCAACACUCGCGGAGCCGCAGAAGGAGCUCUGCGAGGAUUUGACAUUUGUUUCUAUCGCGGCAGGUCAUUUUGUCCCUGUGGAGAAACCUCAGGAAGUCAACAGUGCAAUCGCUGAAUGGCUAGAAAGCAAGGUCUCUGGCAAGAAGUCACUGCUGUAGUCCGGCAAAGUAAGGACUUCCGCCAUCGUUCAUAAGAUAGCUAGUCAUCGCACACCCAUCUGCGUGAUCAAUGAUGAACUACAUAUUCGGUUAACGCACUCAUACCAACGAUUCCAUCAUGAACCGAAGUGGAUACUGGAG
This is a messenger RNA of Aureobasidium pullulans EXF-150, 1190 nucleotides long. Its product is annotated as alpha/beta-hydrolase. The record is from RefSeq and is a predicted model, not a curated record. The transcript has a single exon. Gene Ontology annotation, molecular function: hydrolase activity. The annotation marks the transcript as partial. NCBI's taxonomy places the organism in Eukaryota, Fungi, Ascomycota, Dothideomycetes, Dothideales, Saccotheciaceae.